AAUAAUUGACAACUGACAAGUUUGUUGUGACCUAUCUUCGACAUUGUAAUUUGUAUCUUUGGUGUUUUCUGUGUUGUCAAUAAUUCGAACACAGUUUAGGGCAAUUGACUUGUCGAAAGUAUUAUGCGUUGUGUGGUGAACCCGAUAGUGAAAAUGAGUUAUUACUUUCAGUUGCAAAUGACGACCGUAAUAAUGAGAUUACAAUACUUUGGUUUGCGUUAAGGCUUUGGUCCUGGCUGGAAGAGAAAAUGAGUUACAAUAGACUGAGCAAUGGUGAUGUAAAUCAGGAGGGGUCGCCGAUUAGACACGUUUGGAAUCCAAAUUUGUAUCGCUUGCAGCAGGAAGCACCUCGACCCAUCAUGGUGCCAUGCUCGAUUCCUGUGCACAGCCGACCUCAGUACUAUGGUCGGGAGUACCACGGCGAUAUGUCACACACUGAGGCUGAAGCAAUUGUAACAGAAGAGGGGGCAUUCCUUGUACGGAGAUCGAACAGAAAUGGCGGCUGCUUCACCCUUACAUUCAGGUUUGGUGGCAAGCUGAAGCAUUACAAACUGUACUAUGACGGGCAGCACUACGUGCUGGACAAGCGAUUCGACACGGUACACGACCUCGUAGCCGAUGGCCUGGUAACGCUCUACAUAGAGACACAUGCCCGUUCCUACAUAGAGCUGAUGGACAGCAUCAGUUGUUAUGAGACUUCGCCAUACGUGACACUCAAUAAGCUGAAGAGAAGGGCUGUAAUUGGCUGUAAUGUCUCACUGCUGCAAGCUGAGAGGGAAGCUUCGCAGAUUUCUGGUUCAGAUGUUGCCGAUUCCUCUGUAGACAUAGAUUUCAGCAAGCCACAUAAUUUUAAAAUACACACAUUCAAAGGACUGAAUUGGUGUGAAUUUUGUGGAAACUUUCUUUGGGGCUUCACAGCACAAGGAGUUAAAUGCGAAGACUGUGGGUUCUCUGCACACUGCAAAUGCUCCCGAAAGGUGCCGUCAGACUGUUUGCCCAAACUGAAGGGUGUGCGCGGAGUAUUCGGCCUGGACCUGACGACGUUGGCUUCGCAGCAGCGCAGCCACGUACCGCGCGUCGUGAGGCGCUGUGUCGAGGAGAUAGAGCGACGCGGCCUGGACACAGAGGGCCUGUACCGCGUGUCCGGCUUCGCUGAGGAGGUCGAGGCACUCAAGCUGGCACUCGACACAGAUGGUGAAUUGGCAGACCUCGGACCAGAGAAGUACGACAACAUCAAUGUUAUUGCCGGAGCUCUGAAACUGUACCUGCGUCUGCUGCCCAUACCUCUCAUUACAUUUGAUGCUCAUCCACCACUUAUUGAAGCAACUAAAAAGAAGACUGUAUCUGAACAGUUAGCAGCUAUGAAGGAAGCUGUUAUGAUUCUGCCUCCUGCACACUACCAAACUUUGAAGUUCCUCAUGGAGCAUCUCCACAGGGUAUCGCAGCACGUGGACACCAACAAGAUGACAUCACACAACCUGAGCACAGUGUUCGCACCGACACUGAUGCCGUCUCCGGACCCGUCGAAGAUAAGCGGCGCGAUGUACGGAAUGGCGUUGGAGAUAGCCGCCUUGGAGAUGCUGAUCACGCACUGCGAGACCGUCUUCAGGUGACAGUACGCCUGGCAGUCGUCGCUGACCCCCACGGCCUCACCGCAGCUGUGACGGGUACGGCGGAUUGACGGAGAAUGUCGAACGCGCACUCGACCCCGUAGUGGACACCUCGUCGUCCCGAUUUUUGCGUGCUGGGACGGACUGAACGUAUCGUAUGACCACACCCAGCCACCGGGAGUAUCUCUGUAUCUACUCACUGUAAAAGUUAAGGGACAACCCUGGUUUUUCAGGUUGUAGUACGCAACACCAGAGCUCUCUAGUACUCUAACGUUGACAUUUCUCUUUCCUCACAGAAAGCCCUUUAACAUUAAGCAGAGGGAAAACCCCUCAUUUUUCAGGUUGUAAUAUUUGAUACCAAAGCUCCUUAGUGCACUAGUGCUUGUUUCUCGUGCUUCACACAGUGUCCGUUUCUUGAAGACUUGGCCAAAAUACAAAUUAUUGGCAUGGGCACAUGCACAAGAGUGCAUGUUGGCCUUCUUUCACAGUUGUAAUGAGCAACAUACACAAAAGCAUCAAAAGGAUAAUGCAUUUGAGAGAACAAAACUUUGAGAGGUGGCUGACAAUAACUUUCAGGUGAUGAAAUUUCUGCCUUUAGAAACAUUGAGAAGUAGUGAAGAAAAGGAAAAGUCAGUUACUACUUUUUCAGGGCAGAAACAUAGAUUGGUUAGGUUAAAGGUUAGGUCACUCAGAUCUCAAGUUGAGAGGAACCAAACUGUUACGAGGAAUGCACAUAUAAAAUGAUAAGAAGGUAGAAUGCCCAGCCAGUACUUACCUCUUGAGACAAAGCUCAAGCAUUGCUGAUAGAAACACUUACAAAAUAGAUAAAAACAUUUGUAGCUUUUGAUAAUACUUCCUUACAAAAUAAAGAAGUAUUUCAAAUCCUAGCUGUGGUUUUUAUGCUUAAGUAUUUCUGUUGGUAGUACUUGUAUAAAGGUUGUUCUAGCCAGCCAUUCAGUCUUCUUGUAAUUGUACACUUUUCUCAAAUGACUUUUCCUGGAAAUUUUUUUGCUGGUACGUAAAAUAUUGUUGUAAGUUAAACUUGAAACUUGGUGACAGCUGUUUGUGUGUUCAUGUCAGAAUUUCUCUUCACUUUAAAAUAAAAGGACAUUACAGUCUCUUACUUAAAAUUUUAGCUGUUUGCUAUUUUAUAUAUUUUGUCUACAGUUUUGUUUAUACCUAGUGAUCAGUUAGUAACUGUCUCCAUGUCUGACAUUACUAAUUUCUUCUAACAUGAAAAUUUUGCUUAGGCGGAAGUCAGCAGCAUGUACAAACUUCAAGAAAUGCAUCACACCGUGUUGUCUAUAAUUAUAGUUCCCUGCGUUUCUGGACAUUCUAAUGUGGUUUUUCUCAACUGUUUUCAUUUCUGAUCGUGGAAGUAGUUUUCCUUGCCUGUAUUCCUUAGUUGGGGGCAGGAAAGGUGGUGGCACAUAGUUCCUAAUUGUUGCGUCAGGGGAUGCAGUGGUUCAGCCAUGUGACUCUUCAUUUAUGGGAGCCACCUGCUGUACGUGUAACCUUCCAGCUAGGCAGGGAGUUGGUGUCAGUCCUGUUGUGAAAGGACUAGUGGGAGGUACGUGAUAUUUAUUUUUUGCAAGGAAUGUGGUAGAAUUUGGAAUUUGCCUUGAAAAAAAAGUCUAAACAUUUUUUUAAAAAAAUCCAAAUAUAUUUUUCCCAAGUAUACCAUAUUGCUGUGUGUAAUAUGCCAUAUCAUUAUCUCCACACUCAAUUGUAAUAAAUUAAUAAAAUCGAUAUAAAUCCCCCGUCUCAGAACAACUUUGUUCGAACAUGUAUAUAGAUGAGGAUACCUGUAAUUCUAAUUGCUCCAGAGAGAGAUUGCUGAGAUUUAUCUCUGUUCCCUGUUGGAGUUUUCCUACUGCCUGAAUGUUAAAACGGAGCAACUUCUCUACCGAGAAUGUACUGUAUUGUGUGAAUCUCUGUCAGAAUUUUGUUUCCAAAAAUUAUUGUGUAGGGAACUUAACAACUGUAUUUUAUCUUUUGUGGCUGCGUGUGGAUUAUUUAAGAAUUCCAUGACACCAUUUGUUGCUUUAUACUAAGAGUGUGAUUUUUAUGUUUAGCAGUUAGUUUUCUCAAAAAAUAUAUAAUGAUUACAUGUUGCUGACCUUUUGUAAUGUAUUGUUCCAAGGUGACAUUCCAACCAAUGUUGUUAUGACAGAAAUAGUUGCAAAGGCCGAGUAAGGGAGAAUUCUUAAGCCAAAGCUUGAUAUAUGUUGAAAAGAUUAAACUCAGAAGAAUUUCUUACAUUGUUAUUAACUGCACAUCCAUUGUAAGAACAAUUCAGUUUUUAUGCAUUUGCUUUUAAAAGAGUGAUGAUAUCAUCGUAUUGCAUACAAUUUUUUGUAUGUCUGUAUUAUGCACUGCUUAUAUAUGUAGUAAUUGUUUUUAUAUAUAUAUAUAAAUGUUUAAAGUAGUAGUAUGCAAUACUUCUUCAUAACAGAAGACGUAUUUUGGCAAUUAGACAUAUUAUUGUUAAAGAGAGAAAUAUGAUGCUCUGUAGUAGUUUUAUGUUUUGAUAUAGUUUAGUUAAAAUGUUACUUUAUUUGAGUAUGUUUUUUUACAUUUCACAAACUACUUCAUUUUAUUGUAGUCAUCCUUUCAUGUAAUGUUUAUUUAAAUUGUGUUAAACCAAACAUCUAGUUCAAAGUCCAUUUAUGCAUAUAGUAGUAGACAUGUUUUCUUAACCAUAACUAGGCUGAAUAUAUGAUUUGGAUUUCUUGUACAUUCUUCACAUCUAAAAUUAAACAUUGGACAAUCUAGGAUGGAAUGUAACAAUACCAGAUAAGGAAAGCAGCUACUCACCAUAUAGCGGAGAUGCUGAGUCGCGAUAGACACAACAAAAAGAUUCACACAGUUAUAGUUUUCUGCUACAAAUGACAGACGAAUUGCUAUCCGACAGCUGUUAUGUAAAUUGCACAUUAAACCAACUCCGCUGUUCAGUGUGCGUGACCACACAAGUUUGGCAUUUGACACAUGUGGCACUCUGAGAUAAGCCCAUUCACCGUGCAAGGUCAUACCACAUCAGAUGGGAAAAAAAAUCUGUUUUUAAUUGCCCUGAGGUGAAAAACUGCAUAAAAAGCAACAGUGACAUUGACCUUUAAUUGUUCUGGGGCAAACUGGCAAACAGCCACGUACAAUACACAUUUUUUAUUUCGCAUAUUCUGUCAUUUACAGCACCCUCUAGUGGUGAAAUGUUCGCGCCCUCCCCUGUCCACCUCAUAGUAUUUGCUCCUCCUUCAAUAAUAUUUCGUUCAAUUUUGAAGCCAUUCUGAGCAGUUUUUUUUUAACUGGUGCUUCAGUUUUAAAUACCCUGCAUAUUUAUGUGCUGUAUUCUGAAGAACAAAAAAGUUCAAAAUCUGAGCCUCAAUACUCAGGUUUUUGUUAAUGUAUCUAUUUACAAACACAAAUGUAUUUUAUUUACAAACUCAAUGAGUGAUUUAAUUUACUCCUAUGAAAAAUCAUGUGUGUUGUAAUUUGCUUUUGUUCUUGAACAAAAGGUUAUGGAACAAAAUGGAACUUGGUUGCUUUUCUCUUCAUAGGUUUCUGAUGACCCAAUUGUUGGCUCACUUGGCUAUAGGAAUGAGGCCUGUGAUGGAACAUAUGUAGAGAACUUAACUGUCCAUUGUCUCCAAGAUAUUUCAGUUUGUUAUAAUGUAGUUUGUUCAUAAGUAUAUUUUAAAUAGUUCUGUGUUGUCCUGCUUUUCUUCACUGGAUUGUUUUUUUAGAACUUUGUACCUCUGUUGCUGACGUACUUCUGCUUCAGUUCAAAUUAGAACAGCUGAUGCCGUCCAUUAGUGUGAUGAAUUAGCAAAAUAAUGCAACCCUAUCUUCCAUAACAUUCACUAGUUUUAGCCCGUUACUCCCACGUCUUUUUGUGUAUUGAAAUAGAUGUCACACACUAGGUCAACUUCUGUCCUUAAUGCCAUAUAGGAAGUGGCACAUUCCACAUAGGGACAUUCGUAGAUUGUUGUCAAGAUGUCAUUCUGGCAGAGCUUGUGCAGGAGAACGUGGCACAUGUGCAGAAAUUAAUUCUUAUCUUAGCACUGGGUGAUUCCACAUCUUAUCUUUGUCUCGAAUGGGUGGCCGCCGUAGUUUGCUGUCACCUGAAGCGACCCCUCAGUCAUUUAUGUGCUGCUUUUCUUAUUCAGUAUUGUAGUCAGAUACUGCUGACUUGUCGAAUUAUUGGUCUUACUGGCAUAACCUGUCAAUAUAGUCAUUUGCAGACUUGUUAGCUGUAGCCUCCAUGUUCUGUUUGUGAGCAGGCAACAGCUGUUGAACGGCUCCCUCCUUACCCUGUAGCAGCCACACUUGAUAGAACUCUCACGCUACUGUUAUCCGCUUCCCAACUGUGCCAAGUUAUACUGCAUGUACUCCACUAACCAGGAUGGCCACUCUUGUGGGUGAUCAAAUGUCCCUAAUUUUUUAAAGACCUUUCUGGAGUUUUAUAUUUUUCCCAAGUAGUCCUUUUAUGGGUGGAAACUGAGUGUUGAGCAUGCUUUAAAUAUUCAGCAUUUCUAUUGCCUUAAAAUUGCUGGUUUUGUCUGUUAAUGCAUAAUUGAAAAUAUCCAACAUACUCGGGCAAAUUGACAUUUUAAUGUACCACCAAAUGGCAGAGUUAAUUGCGAUGAGCUGAAUAAAGCACAACAUAUCAGAUAAGAAAUAUCCCAUACACGAAGCGUGCACAUUUUAAGUUUAUCUCUAAAAUAAGAACAAAUUAACUAACUUGACCAUCAAAAAAAUUGAAAAUAACACAUUUAUGUGUUAUGUGCAGUCAGGUAAUGAUAUACACGUAAAUUUUAAGUGUAACUAAUGACCUACUACUUAAAAAGUGCUGGCAAAAUACUCACAAUGUAAUGCCU
This is a messenger RNA of Schistocerca cancellata (South American locust), 6484 nucleotides long. RefSeq names its product N-chimaerin (gene RhoGAP5A). The coding region runs from base 249 to 1613 and encodes 454 amino acids. Gene Ontology annotation, biological process: regulation of GTPase activity; signal transduction. Gene Ontology annotation, molecular function: GTPase activator activity. NCBI's taxonomy places the organism in Eukaryota, Metazoa, Arthropoda, Insecta, Orthoptera, Acrididae. The record is from RefSeq and is a predicted model, not a curated record. The transcript has 9 exons.